AUGGGACAAACUAAUUCGAUGACAAAUUUUUCACGACGCAUAGCACUUUAUACAGAUAGAAAUAAACGUAGUAAUGAAAAUAUAUUAGGCUUUGGUGAUGGAAACGAUUUGAAACGAGUAAUAACAGUAAAUGCACCACAACAGGUCAAAUAUAUUUCCAAUAGAAUCAGUACAAGCAAAUACUCAUUUUUAACAUUUUUACCAAAAUUUUUAUUUGAACAAUUUCGAAAAUAUUCCAACAUAUUUUUUCUUUGUAUUGCUAUUUUGCAACAAAUACCUGGAGUCUCACCGACUGGACGCUAUACAACAGCUGUACCUUUACUUAUGAUACUUUGUUGUGCUGCUAUCAAAGAAAUUAUUGAAGAUUUUAAACGACAUAUUCAAGACGGUGCAGUGAAUAAUCGAAGAGUAUUAAUUUAUCGUUAUGGCAAUUGGUUAUAUUCAAAGUGGAUGAAUGUGAGAGUAGGUGAUAUUAUUAAAGUAGCCGAUAAAGAAUUUUUUCCAGCUGAUCUAAUUGUAUUAUCAUCAAGUGAACCACAUUCCAUCUGUUAUAUACAUACGUCAAAUUUAGACGGCGAAACAAAUUUAAAAGUUCGACAGGGUUUACCACAAACAUCCCAUAUUAUUUCCAGUUUACAACUCAAAGCUUUACAGGGCACAAUUGAGUGUGAAUUACCAAAUCGACACCUAUAUGACUUUGCUGGUACUUUAAAACUGGCAAAUGUUGCACAUCCUAUACCAUUAGGUUCAGAUCAAAUUUUACUUCGUGGUUCACAACUCAAAAAUACAGGUUGGGUGUACGGCUUAGUUAUCUAUACUGGAAAAGAAACAAAGUUAAUGAUGAAUUCAUCUUCUGUUCCAUUUAAACGAACAAAUGUUGAACAAAUAGCUAAUAAUCAGAUACUUCUUCUACUAUUUCUUUUAUUAAUCCUAUGUUUAUUCAGUACAAUUGCGGGUGAAAUAUGGAAUUACAAGAAUCGUGUUGCUCAUUGGUAUUUGGGUCUAACACGAAUGCCUGAUAGCAGUUCUGCUGCGGUACCCAAUCAUGUUGGUUAUACAUUUCUGACAUUUUUUAUUUUAUUCAAUAAUUUGAUACCAAUAUCGUUACAAAUAACAGUUGAUUUAGUUAAAUUUAUUCAAGCUUACUUUAUCAAUUGGGACAAAGAUAUGUAUGAUGAAGAAUCAGAUAUUCCAGCAAAUGCAAGAACAUCAAAUUUAAAUGAAGAACUUGGUCAGGUUAAAUAUAUUUUCUCUGAUAAAACUGGUACAUUGACAAAAAAUGUCAUGGUUUUUAAACAAUGUUCCAUUGCUGGUAUUAUGUAUGGUUCGGGUAAUAUUGAAAAAUUUAAUCAUUUUCAAUUAAUGCAGAAUUUAACUAAUCAUGAAUCGGGUGGUGAAAUUCGAGAAUUUUUAACAUUAUUGGCCACAUGUCAUACGGUUGUUCCUGAAAAAAAAACUGAUCUUUUAGUCGAUGUGACGUAUCAAGCAUCAUCACCAGAUGAAUCUGCAUUAGUUGCAGCACUAAAAGAAAUGAAUGUUAUUUUUUUUCGUCGUACACCGGAUAAUGUUGCCAUCAGCUUUAUGGGUGAAGAAGAGAUAUAUGAAAUAUUAAAUGUUCUGGAAUUUAGCAGUGAUCGAAAGCGAAUGAGCGUUGUAGUUCGAUGUCCUGAUGGCCAGAUCAAAUUGUUCUGUAAAGGAGCCGAUAGCGUUAUAUUACAACUACUUUCUUCAGAUGAUCCUAAUAGUGGUAUAACAUCGCAACAUCUCGAAAGUUUUGCUAAAGAUGGACUUCGAACUUUAUGCGUUGCAUCUCGAGUUAUAUUAUCAGAUGAAUACAACUCAUGGAUUGAAAUUUAUCGUCAAGCAGCAACAGCAAUAAAUAAUCGAGCGGAAUUGGUUGCAGAGGCAGCUGAAAAGAUUGAAAAAAAUCUACAUUUAUUAGGUGCAACCGGAAUUGAAGAUAAACUACAAGAUCAAGUACCAGAAAGUAUAUCAAUGUUACAUAAAGCCGGAAUUAAAAUUUGGGUCUUGACUGGUGACAAAAAAGAAACAGCAGUCAAUAUUGGUUAUUCGUGUAAAUUAUUAUCGGAUCAAUUAUUGAAUUUGACACUCGAUGAAGAUUCAUUAGAAGAUACAAGACGACAAUUACAGGAUCAUUGUUCAUCGUUUGGUGAAUCACUUCGAAAAGAUAAUUUGGCUUCACUCGUUAUCGAAGGAAAGACACUGAAGUUUGCAUUGGCUCCACCAUGCAGACAAGAUUUUUUGGAUUUAGCUAUUUCAUGCAAAUCAGUUAUUUGUUGUCGUGUUAGUCCAAAACAAAAGGCUGAAGUUGUUGAACUUGUUAAACGAUCAACUGAUGCUAUAACAUUGGCUAUUGGUGAUGGAGCAAAUGACGUUGGAAUGAUUCAGACUGCGCAUGUCGGUGUUGGUAUAAUGGGACGAGAAGGUGUUCAAGCAGCAUGUGCAUCUGAUUAUUCAAUUGGACAAUUUCGUUUUCUAACCAAAUUAUUAUUUGUGCAUGGCGUAUGGAGUUAUAGACGUUUGUGUAAAGUUUUAUUAUAUUCAUUUUAUAAAAAUAUUUGUUUAUACGUAAUGGAGCUUUGGUUUGCUGUACACAAUGGAUUUUCUGGUCAAAUAUUAUUCGAAAGAUGGACAAUUGCAACAUACAAUGUUUUGUUCACAGCAGCACCUCCAAUGGCACUGGGAUUGUUAGAUCGCUGUUGUAGCGCUGAAACAAUGAUGAGAUUUCCAGCAUUAUAUAAAAUGUCACAAAAUAAGUCUGAUUUCAAUAUAAAAAUAUUCUGGACAUGGUGCCUGAAUGCUGUUUAUCAUUCAAUUAUAUUAUAUUUUAUGUCUUAUGCAAUGUUACGUCACGGAAAUAUGGCUUAUACAGCCGGAUUGGAAAGUGAUGCGUGGACACUUUUGACUCAUAUUUCAAUAUGGGGCAGUAUUGCAUCAUGGUUCCUGUUUUUAAUCAUCUACAGUAAUUUUUGGCCAACAAUACCAUUGGCACCAGAAAUGAGAGGAAUGGCAAAAUAUGUGUUUUCAAGCAUGUACUUCUGGUUUGGUCUUAUUCUGAUACCAUUCACAGCAUUGAUGGCCGAUGUUAUUUAUAAUUGUCUCCAACGAACACUAUACAAAACAUUAAUGCAAGAAGUACAAGAGAAAGAGUUGGCAAAUCAGGAUCCAUAUGAUUUAGUUAUGGCUCGACAAACGUCAACUGUUUCACGUGUUGCUGAACGUUUGGCACUGUUGAAGAGUGUAUUCGUACGAACAAGAACACCGAAAAUGUCUGGUAUUGUUGCUGGCCCUUAUCAUGGAUUUGCAUUUUCUCAAGAAGAAGACGGUGUUGUACCACAAAAUCAGCUAAUUCGAAAUUAUGAUACAAAUAUAGUAAAACCUCCCGGUUUAUAA
Molecule: messenger RNA, 3414 nt
Organism: Didymodactylos carnosus
Lineage: Eukaryota; Metazoa; Rotifera; Eurotatoria; Philodinida; Philodinidae
Source: the annotation of a GenBank genome assembly